GAGCCAAGGAAGCGCGUUUGACGCAAGGACGAACAGGACCCACAGUGAUAGGGAUCAAAUAAUAAGGUGCACAGACACCACGCAGCAGCGGGAGGCGAUCCGUGCGCAGCCGCAGAGGAGCGGAGGUUCGGCUGCAGCAGACAUGGGACUGCGCCUCUCCUUAUAGCGGAACCAGGCGACCUGCGGACCCGAGGGAGGACAGGCACCGGGCGCAGACAUGGCCCACGUAGGCAACGGAGCGGCCGCAGAGGAGGAGGACUGCUUCGAAGAUGCCUUCGACCGGAUACCUGCGUCAAGUAACAUGGACCUGCAAACUGCUAUUCAGGAGACUCAGUGUGCUCUCAACCUGGUCCUCAACAACAAGUUUUCUCAAGCCCUGGAUCUCCUCAAACCAUGGUGGAGGGACAGCAUGUACCACGCUCUGGGUUACAGCAGCAUCCUGGUGAUGCAAGCGACCAUGACCUUCGAGCACAGAGACAUCCAGACUGCCAUGGCAACCAUCAAGGAGGCGUUGCAGACCUGUCAGAGGUUCAGGAAGAAGAACUCGAUGGUCGGGUCUUUGUCAGGGCUGAUCAGCAAGCAGUCCAACCUGCAGGAAGAAGAGAUGCACGCAGAGCUCUGCUACGCCGAGUGUCUGCUGCAGAAAGCAACACUGACCUUCGUACAGGAUGAGAACAUGAUCAGUUUCAUCAAAGGAGGAAUCAAGAUUCGAACCAGCUAUCAAAUCUAUAAGGAUUGUCAAAAUGUGCUGAAUGUUACACAAGACCUGGCCAGCCAGUCGGAUUCAUUCAGACAGUUUGAGGGCGGAGUCAAGCUGGGCAUUGGAUCGUUCAACCUGAUGUUGUCUCUCCUCCCUCAGAGGAUUUUGAGGUUGUUGGAGUUUAUUGGAUUCUCAGGAAACAGGGGGUUUGGUUUGUCCCAGCUGAGAGAGGGAGCCUCCAGCCACAGUCUGCGGUCGAUCCUCUCCGCUCUGACUCUGCUCUUCUACCACACAUAUGUCUCACUCAUUCUGGGAACUGCUGAGGGGAAUCUGGUGGAAGCUGAAGCUCUGCUGGAGCCGUACCAACAGAAAUACCCCAAAGGCUCCAUAAUCCUCUUCUACUCUGCUCGCAUUGCUGCGCUGCGAGGAAACUUUGAGAAGGCCCGGGCCAAGUACGAGGAGUGUGUGAGCAGCCAGCAGGAGUGGAAGCAGAUCCACCACCUGUGUUACUGGGAGCUGAUGUGGACUCACUCGUACCAGCAGGAGUGGCAGCAGGCGUAUCACUACGCUGACCUGCUGUGCAAGGAGAGCCGCUGGUCCAAGGCUAUCUAUGUUUACCAGAAAGCAGCCAUUUUAAGCAUGAUGUCAGAGGAGGAGGCGAAGAAGACUGGGGAGAACGUUGUGGAACUCUUCAGGCAGGUGGAGGGGCUGAAGCAGCGCCUGGCGGGGAAGUCCAUCCCCACAGAGAAAUUUGCUGUGAGGAAGUCCCGACGCUACAAAGCUGCUAACCCCGUCCCCCUGGUCAUCCCUUUACUGGAGAUGAUGUACGUUUGGAACGGUUUCACCAUCGUUGGGAAGCGUGCCGACUGUACCGAGCCCCUGCUGGUGACCAUAGAGAAGGCUGAGGAGCAGCUGCGCAACGACCCCAAUCCGUCAGAGUUUCAUACAGAUGACAGCUGUCUGGUCCAGAUGUUGAAAGGACUCUGUCUGAAGCACCUGGGCAGGUUACUGCAGGCUGAGCUCUGCUUCACACAGGUGCUCUCCAGUGAGGGCCGAAUCAGAUAUGAUCACUACUUGAUUCCUUUCACCCUUUACGAGUUGGGUCUGCUGUACAAACAACAGGGAGACGUCCUCAAGGCCACCACAUACAUCGAAAACGCCAAGACGAACUACAAGGACUACUCCAUGGAGUCCAGACUGCACUUCAGGAUCCACGCAGCCCUCAACAGCCUCAAAGGAUCACCUGCCGGGACCCCAUAAAUACACAAAAACAACUCAGGCUGCAGCUGUUCGCUCAGCUGGAGUGAAGGAAGAAGUGGGAGGUGUGUCUGGGUUUUGAGAUUACACAUCCACCUGGGAUUUUUUUUUUUUUCUUGCUCUUUCUUACCUUUUACAUUUCUUAUUUAUUUUUAUUUUUCUGCAGUUUGGAAAGAUGAGAUUAUAUUUGCUUCUUCUACCAGUUAAAAUGGAGAUUUUAUUGAUAGAUGCAGAGCAAUGGUUCAGUCCGUGCAGGCUUAUCUGUAACUGAAAAGUUAAUGAAGACUCUUUUUGAGUCCACAAUGUUCUUUCACUAAGAGAAACUUUUUGCAUAGGAGGAAAAAAUAUUAAGUCCUCAAAUUCCAUUAGGUAGUACCUGAUUGGACUGCUGCACUUUUUCAUCUAAAAGCACAAGUUAAAAACUAGAGAUUAUUUGUCAGACCACAAGAGGGGGCUACAGAGUGAAAAAACAGCUAGGAAAUCCAAUCAGCAGGUUCAAAAAUUUCUCUUUUGUAGCUCUGUGUUAGUUUCCUUCUUUGUCAGAAUGGGCCAAAAACUCUCAUCUAUCUUUUAUAAUUCUCAUCAUGGAUGGGUCACAGUAAAUCUUUAUAGGGAGGAAUCAUAAAUACUGGCUGACUUCAGUUUGGAGCAUGUGGAAACUGCUAAAGCUGAACAGCAGGGACACACAGUAUAUACUCUCUAUAUAUAUGCUUUAUAUUUUCUUUGCCUUUUUCAUUUCCUACAUGGCACACAUGCACGUGGUACACAAAUGUGUCCGUGCACAAGCAAUCACAGCCUUCUCACCGACUGUGGCUUAUACAAAAACACAGAUAAGGCGUAAUACACUCAUUCCAAGCUCAUACAUACUGGGCAAUAUGCAGAUUUAAAAGACAAACACACAAAUGGCUGUAGACGCACACAUUUAACAGCAAUACAAAAGGAUCUGUGCUGUUAGUAAGUUGUGAGUUAUUCUGUCGGUCCGUGAGCGUCCACGUUGUGUUUCUCAAACGCAGAGCGGCUUUGGAGGCAGCGAUUAUCUCUUAAGCAGACUGAAAUAAAAAGCUCAAAAACAAAACAAUCUAACAAAGUCCGACCAGCUGGACUCACCUGGAAAUAGAGUAGUGGAUAACACAUUUGCUUGGCAAGUAUAAGGUGUUGGUUCAAUUCCAGCUGGACAUAAAUUUUUUUUUUUUUUUUUUUUUUAGUGUUAGGAACUGUAUACUGCAGUAUAAAACUGCCAAAUCAAACAUACAGAGCUACCCAUUAUGAUAAGGGAGCAGCUGAAAGUAGCUAAUUUCAUUAAAGAAAAUAAGGUAUGACCCAAACUUGACGACUUGCUACACCCCUGAUAAGUAAGCACUGUUCUGGCCACCAACCUCAAACGUUAGCUUUUUUUUUGCUAGGCAGAACAGAGAAAUUACUUAAACUUUAUGAGCAGUAAAACAUAAAAGAAGAAGCCAAUGAGAAACAAGCCAACGAACAUUUGCAAUUCUAUUACUACUAAUAAUAAUAACUGGAGUAAUAAUAAUAAUAAGUAGCCCAAAUCAAUUCAAGCUUUGAUUUCAAAAGUUUUUUUUAAAAUCAAAACAAAAGGCUAACUGCAAUAUGUGCAUUAUAUACAUGUAUUUUCCAGAAUUUGCGUUUUUUUUUUUACGUGUAUGCGAUACAUUUUGGAAGCCAUAAUUAUUUUUCUAGUUGCCUUAGACUGAGAUUAGACUUGGUUGUCAUCAUGCUAGCACUGCACAAGUGGCAAUCUGUGCUCCACUCCUUUUUUGAGCAUAAAGCUUGAGUUAAUGAUUACUCAGUCAGAAGGAAUGUGGAUCAUUAUCAGCUCAAAGAGAUGAUUUAUUCACACCGAAGCAGCUCUGCCUUUGGGAAAUAUUUACAAAAUUAAACCUCUCCACACUCCAUAUUUACUCAACCCUCCGCUGGGAAAAAAAAAAAAGACUAAAGGGUUUACGUUCAUCCUGGUGGACGUUCUCAAUGAUUACAGCUUUGGUUAUGAUCGCACAUGUUAUGGAAGAUGACUGUUUGUUUCCUUGGUUAUAUUGUAUUGCUUUCUGUUAAAUACCUGUUGAGUAUGUAGCUCUACAACAUACUUAAAGAGCAGCUCUAGUGUCUUAUCGUGUACCCAUGAAUCACAAGAAGCACAAUCUAUAUUGUCCAAACAAGAUGUUGUUAUUAUUAUUAUUAUUAUUAUUUUGAUAUGCUGUAUGUUAACACAACAGAGAUUUAAUAAAAUCUCAGAGGACAGUGAAGGAAAGCUUACCCCUAAAAUGUUCUAAACCUCACUUAAAAUGUCUGAAAAACCAGUACACUAAUGUUUUUUCUUUGUUCUUGAACGUCGGCUUAACCACAUCUUUGCUUCUGUUUCAAACGUCAGUGCAAAGAACUUUGAGUUGUACUUGAAUAACUGACAGUUAGCCUUCUCCAUUCCACGAAUGUAACAACCUGAAGACCAAAUUCUCCACGUGCAUCUUUCUGGAUGUGUGUUUCUAUUUUAUUUAAUGUGUGUUUUCUGUGCCUGUAAGUGUUUGGAUGUGAUUUGCUUCAGGCCUGUGUGAUCUGAAACUUUAUUGCUCAACAACAUAAAUUAGCCAAUGUGCACUGGUAAUGCUUGUAUCAAUAAUAAUAAUAAUAAUAAUAAGUGGACAUAAAAGACCACAGGCUUAUGUCUAAGAGUGGUAGCAAUGAAAAUGGUCCAGUCCCAGUAUUGUCCUGUAGUAUCCUACACUAUUACAGUAAUUCCUAGCAAAAUUAUAGCUAAAAUUUCAGAUUUAGGAAAAAAAUAUUUAGGAAAGGUGAAUCUGCCUCUGUAAGGAUUGUUAAAAGGAUUAGGUAGGUUUUAAAAGAUACUUCAUGGUUCUCUGUGCAAUAAAAUGUAGCUUUAAUGGUACAAUAUGCUGUUUUAGCUCCUGCUGCCACCCAAACAUUUAAUAGUUAAUUUAUGAAAGAAAAGGAAAAAAAAAAUGUUACAUGUUGAGCCACUCCUUGUUUCUUUGUAUUUUGCUUCCAAGGAGCUGGAUUUUCUCAGCAUUCAAAGCGGUCUUGACUAAUAGAUCUUCAGACCUUCUUUCACAGUUUUCUUUGCACAUUGGCUGUUUUUUCACUUAUGUUCAGUCCAGUCCUUAUGCCUGACUAUCUACAGAGGAAGGUUUUUUCUUUGUCAUUGUUAAAUGGUUUAACAUACUUUGAAUCCUUCAAGCAGUUACAAAAGGUGUCCAACUUAUGUAUACACAACACUGUUACGUAUACACACAACACAGACAACUAGGCAAAGAACUAAUCUGAAAUAGUAUUUUAAGACACUUUGAUGCCAGCUGCCUGUCACAAAAACACAUCAUCUGUUCCAAUUUUUUUUAGCUGAAUUGAUGAAAAAUGCCCGCUAUAACAGUUUGACAGAUGUAAAAUAGAAUUUUUGCACCAACAAGAUGUUUCCCAAAGAGCUAUUAACCAAAAGCUUAGCAUACCUCAGCAUGGUGUGCAGUGUGUCCUUAGACAAUUUUGAGGAAACUAGAUAAAUGCAGGACUAAAGAAGUGACGGGCCUAAAGUCGACAUAAAUUAAUGAGCCACAAAAUGAAUAAAUAAUGAAAUAAUCAGUGGCUAACGUGAGGCAAUGGAGGCAUUUUUGAGUUGAUUAGAAUCUAAGCUUAUUGGCAUCAAUCACCAAAAAAAAUAAAUAAUCACGGCUUUGUGCUUUUUGGUUUUUUAAAAAUGUGCACCUUUUGUGGGCACAGACUUUCUUCAUAGAAGGCUUUGGUCCACGUGUUUUUCAUUCAGUAGCUUAUGUCAGUGCCUCUGUGUUUAUAGGAGCUGCAUCACAGUUUAUUCUUUAUAAGUUUAAUCUGUUUGUUGGUUGUGUUGUUUUUUUUUCUCUCAGUUAUGAUACGUUACUGUGUGCGCUUUAUGCCAGGAGAUAUCACAGGCGUUAGAUGUGGUGAUCCACGCGGUGCAAUAAAACGAAAACAGAAGAAUAUUG
Messenger RNA from Archocentrus centrarchus (flier cichlid), 5937 nucleotides. It is a transcript of the gene ttc39b, whose product is annotated as tetratricopeptide repeat domain 39B. The record is from RefSeq and is a predicted model, not a curated record. The coding region runs from base 218 to 1960 and encodes 580 amino acids. NCBI's taxonomy places the organism in Eukaryota, Metazoa, Chordata, Actinopteri, Cichliformes, Cichlidae. The transcript is spliced from 19 exons. Gene Ontology annotation, molecular function: protein binding.